Molecule: messenger RNA, 1575 nt
Organism: Anopheles coustani
Lineage: Eukaryota; Metazoa; Arthropoda; Insecta; Diptera; Culicidae
Exons: 3
Coding region: 1-1575 (524 amino acids)
Biological process (GO): DNA integration
Molecular function (GO): nucleic acid binding
Source: RefSeq, a predicted model, not a curated record
AUGGAGCUCUUCGCCUCAAAAACCAAGGUGACGCCCCUCAAUAGCAAGCACUCUAUCGCUCGGCUUGAACUGUGCGCAGCUCAGUUGGCCAGCUUGCUAUUCGACCGAACUGUGGUACAUUGGCUACGAGCAUCACCGAACUCCUGGAAGCCAUAUGUUGCGAACCGGGUAUCGCAGGUGCAACAACUAACGGAGGGUUGCACGUGGCGUCACAUCGCAGGAGUCGACAAUCCUGCUGACCUUGCUUCCCGAGGAUGUUUGGGCAAAGAUCUCCUCUCCAGUACCCUAUGGUGGCAGGGUCCUUCCUGGAUGAGCCUGCCAGAAGAUCAAUGGCCUUCACCGCUGCUUGCGACACCAGAUCCUUCAGUGCAAGCAGAGCAACUGGGAGCUGACGGAAUCAUCCGGGUUGGAGGACGUUUAUCCAACUCACCGCUAGUGGAGGAUGUUAAGCAUCCACUAGUUGUUCCUGCCAGCUAUCCAUUCGCUCGUCUGCUGAUGGAACAUUUCCAUAAACACUUACUUCAUGCGGGACCAACUCUGAUGCUAAACACGUGCAGACAACGCUUCUGGAUCACAAGUGGCCGAAAUCUCACCCGGAAGGUAUUCCACCAGUGCCACACCUGCUUCCGCGCCCGACCAUCAUCGUCAGCAACUAUAAUAGCUGACCUGCCGGCUGUCCGAGUAACACCGGCCCUUCCUUUUUCGAUCACCGGGGUUGCCUACUGUGGUGCAGUGUUCCUGAAAGGUGGCCAUCGACGGGCGGCGCCCGUGAAGGCAUACGUCGCCAUAUUUGUAUGCUUCACCACCCGUGCCGUACACAUCGAGCUGGUGUCAAACCUGACAACGGAAGCGUUUCUAGCAGCAUUGCGACGGUUUGUGUCUCGUCGUGGGUUGCCAUUGGAGUUUCACUCGGAAAACGCGACGAACUUCAAGGGAGCAGCAAACAAGCUGAACGAGUUGUACAAGCUGUUGCGUACAACUGAACACCAGCAGAGCAUUCAGACUUGGACACUAGAACGGAAGAUUUCAUGGAAGUUCAUCCCCCCGAGAGCUCCUCACUUCGGAGGACUGUGGGAAGCCGCCGUCAAAACCAUGAAAUAUCACCUAGUACGCGUUUUAGGAACGACAACACUUUCGUUUGAGGACAUGUCUACGCUGCUGGACGAGAUAGAAUGCUGUGUCAACUCCCGGCCUAUAACAUCGAUGUCAGACGAUCCACACGAUAUGACAGCCUUCACUCCUGGACAUUUCCUGGUUGGAACGAACCUACAGCUCAUUCCGGACCACUGCUUGCUGUAUGAAGCCGAGAACCGGUUGAACCACUGGCGUCAUGUUCAACAACUUCGCCAGCACUUUUGGAACCGUUGGCAGAAGGAGUAUUUACAACAACUGCAGGCGCGAUCUAAAUGGACAAAGGAUGGUACAACCACAGUAACGCCAGGAACGUUAGUUAUAAUCAAGGAGGAUAAUGUGCCUUCAUCGUGUUGGCCAUUAGCACGCGUAACCGAGGAGCAUCCUGGAAAGGAUGGCAAAGCGCGUGUCUUUACAUUGCGUACAAAAUUUUCUCAAUCAUAA